UCCCUGAGGGGAGCUCCAUUGUCUGUGAGGGGAUGGCCGCGGCACCCCCCGCCGCCGCGCCCCCUCCGCGCCCCCUCCGCGCCGAGGUGCGCGGGGCACCGGGCCGCCGCAGCGGGUGGCUGCUUCGUCUCUCCCAAAGUUUUUGGAUCCGCGUCUCCUCAUGAUGUAUGGAUGAUAUAUUGCAUUGUGGGUGUCAAUAUAACUGACGGCCAUAUUUGCCGGUGCUGCUACUGCUGUAAACAACCCAAAGUGUCUGGGAGACACGGAGACGCUUCACUGAAUUUCAGGACGCUUCUCCUCCUCCCGCUGGCCAUGUCUCUGGGAAUGUCUUACAAGCCCAACUUGAACGCCCACAUCCCCGGGACUCCCCUCAACCCGGCUGGGAGUGUUCACUCUCCCUCCACAAGUAUGGCAACAUCUGCUCAGUACAGGCAGCUUAUAAAUGACUAUGGACCCCCAUCUCUAGGCUAUACACAAGGGAUGCAGGGUACCAGCAGCAGUCAAGUACCACAAAGCAAAUAUGCAGAGCUUCUUGCUAUUAUAGAAGAAUUAGGAAAAGAGAUCAGACCCACAUACGCUGGGAGUAAAAGUGCCAUGGAGAGGCUAAAAAGAGGCAUUAUUCAUGCUAGAGGAUUAGUCCGGGAAUGCCUGGCUGAGACGGAGCGAAACGCAAGGUCCUAGCCCAGGAAUUCAGCUGCAACAUUUUCCAUCUCUUCACUGAAGAAAACAAAGUAACAGUUCCUCCUUUUGACUCUUGAAACAUUCAGACAAAUUUCUUUUAUUUUGAAUGUUUUGCCUUUCUGGUUUUGCCCUGACAAAAAUGUAUAGUUAAGAAAGAGAAAACAAAGCAUUUUUCACCUGAGGGUUUGCAUUUUGUAAAGAGGUUAAAACUCCCUAAAAUGUUUAUAAAACAUGAAAACUGAACUGCAUGCAGAGGAAUGCUCCUUCUCUCUUGGGCUAUAUUUGAGUUUUCUUCUUAUCCAGCCACAAUUUCAUUCUGUUUUUUUUCCUUUCACUAUAUUCACUUAACCCCAAACUCUCAAUCUCUCUCAAAGUUUGACAUAAGCUCUAAGGAAUUUUUUUUUUAAAUAAAUGCAGAAUAGCAUGCUGUACCUAGUAGUCUGCUAAGUCACAGUUUGUCAUACAGCAUAGACCCUGCUUAGAAAUAACCUUCCCCCUCCUCUUAUUUUUCCUUUCUUGUUCAUUUUGCAUAAACAUUUGCAUGACUGUUAGUGCUUUGAAGUCCAUUUAAAGUGCAUGAGUUAUAUGGAAAAUAGGGAAACCUAUGAAAUAAUAACAAGGUCCUGGAAAGCUAAUUUCUACAUUAAGGCUGGAGAUUUCAGUUUAAAGUUUGCAAAAAAAAGAAAAAAAAAAAAAAGAAAAAAAAAAAGAAAACCAAGACAAUUCUGGAUAAAUUACUAAAACUGUUAUUUGCAUCUUUGUAUGUAUUUAUUACCUGAUGUAAUAAAGCUUAUUUUCAUUAACAAUUUGUAUUAAAA
Molecule: messenger RNA, 1499 nt
Organism: Calypte anna (Anna's hummingbird)
Lineage: Eukaryota; Metazoa; Chordata; Aves; Apodiformes; Trochilidae
Gene: CDK2AP1
Product: cyclin dependent kinase 2 associated protein 1
Exons: 4
Coding region: 172-681 (169 amino acids)
Cellular component (GO): nucleus; cytoplasm
Source: RefSeq, a predicted model, not a curated record